Messenger RNA from Durusdinium trenchii, 1450 nucleotides. The record is from the annotation of a GenBank genome assembly. Lineage: Eukaryota; Dinophyceae; Suessiales; Symbiodiniaceae.
AGACUUGGCUCAAAACCUAGCUAGACUCUAUAUAGCACUGCCUUUUCAACACAGCAAGCUCAAAAGCGUUAUGCUGAUCAAGCUUUUGGUAGGCCUGUUUUCCUGCAGCCUCGCAUCAGAGGUUGACCCCGUCCUCGUGAGAGAUGAUGAAUGCGCAGUGGGUGAUGAAAAAUGCUCUUUGCAGGCGCUUCAGCUGAAAGGCAUGAAGUUGGCGACCUUGGAGCAGGAGGAGUGCACUGGCUCUGCGAACCUCCCAACGGAUUCUGACCUGUGCUACGAGGGAAAUCUCCUCGUGGAGACUUUUAAAGUCCAAGUGCUGCAGUCCACCGGCACCAGCGGUUCCCUGGACAUGGAGGCCGUUGGACCUUUGUCCGGAAAAUGCGAAGGAGUUAGCUUUCAAAUGGAAGCCACGCAAUUGUCCGCGAGCAACCUCGACAGCUGUGGUAUCAACGGCGCUGAGUACAACGUGAAAUACUGUUCGGACCAGGAUGAGUUCGUGGUGCAGAUCACCAAGCCCAUGCAGCUCGAUGUGACUCUGAAGCGCACCAGCUGCACAGGGAUGUUUGGUGUAACACCUCCAAGCCUGGUGUCCGCACCUGUGGUGCCUCUGAAGCCGAGCCUUUUGGCCACGGGGACAGAGUGCACUGGCACCGGCAAGCUUCCAACCACCAAGAAGUGCUACGAGGGGAAUCUUUUGGUGGAGACCUUCAAAGUUGAGCUGUUGGAGUCAGACGGCACGAGCGGUUCACUGGACAUGGAGGCCAUUGGUCCUUUGUCCGGAAAGUGCGAAGGAGUGAGCUUCCAAAUGGAUGGAAUGCAAUUGUCCGCGAGCAACCUUGCCAGCUGUGGUAUUACCGGAGCAGAGUACGACGUGAAGUACUGUUCGGACCAGGAUGAGUUUGUCGUGCAGAUCACCAAGCCCAUGCAGCUCGACGUGGUUCUGCAAUCCCACGCUUGUGCGGCAAGCCUGGCAGCUGUAGCGCCACCAGUUGUGGCCAUUCCACCUGCAGCCCUGGUGGCGCAGGAAGAACAGCGUUUUUGUUCAGGUGCUGGUAGCCUGCCGAAGGGCACCAGUUGCUACAGAGGCAGCUGGUUGGUGGAAGACUUCUAUGUGAAGGUCAAAAGCUACAGCUCCACCUCCGGCCGAGUGGACGUGACAGCGAGCGGGCCCAAGAAAGGCCAUUGUUAUGGUGUAAGCUACAGGAAGUCUGGGCAGAACAUCUACUUGAACUACGCCAAAUGUGGCUUCAACAACUUGAGCUUCAGCGUCCAGUACUGCUCCAACCAAAAUGCUGUUAAAGUGCACAUCUCUGCACCGGUGAUCGGCGAUGUGAUGCUGAGCCGCUCUGGCUGCUAGAGCCCCGCGCGAAAGCCGCGGCUUGAGAGAGGAGUGUGUCUUAGAGGCGGCCGACCCCCGAAACCACCCUUUUCGUAGGACGCUACUAGGAGC